This is a messenger RNA of Scaptodrosophila lebanonensis, 996 nucleotides long. Its product is annotated as chymotrypsin-2. Lineage: Eukaryota; Metazoa; Arthropoda; Insecta; Diptera; Drosophilidae. The record is from RefSeq and is a predicted model, not a curated record. The transcript is spliced from 3 exons. The coding region runs from base 108 to 890 and encodes 260 amino acids. Gene Ontology annotation, molecular function: serine-type endopeptidase activity. Gene Ontology annotation, biological process: proteolysis.
UUUUUUCUCUGUCCGCCACGUCAACAGAUUCCUUCGAUUCGCUGAAGACAGUACGAAUUAGAUACAGCUUCAAUGAACUGCCUACUGAUGGAACUAAGGAGGCUGAAAUGGAAAGUGUUUUGGAUAAUCGAAGUAAAAGAAUAGGGCAUAAUCGAAAAACGGAAAACAUCACAAGAUACCCGUUCGUAGUUUCCCUGCAGAAACAGGGCAAGGAGUAUUACAAACACAUCUGUGGUGGUGCCAUCAUCGAUGAGCAAUUUGUGCUAACAUCGGCACAUUGUAUCCUAAACCCUCAGCAGCUGUCCACCACAAGCUUGAGUAUAGUAGCUGGAACAAAUCAGAUCUAUAAUCGUUCUAGUGCGACACGUUUUCAUAUCAAAGAGAUAAGAACGCAUAAAUUUUUUAAGCCACUCAAGGGCAACGAUAUUGCUCUGUUAAAGGUGGAACCCACAAUUCCCAUUGAUAAUAAGCGUUUCAGUAAAAUUGAUUUCAGAAAUAGCUCACGAAAGGUGGCUGGCUUGGAGUCCCUUAUGCUUGGUUGGGGACGGAACAUUGUAAAUGUAAUAAAAGACAUGGAAGUCGUGCCUUUCCAAACAAUAGAGGAUGAAGAGUGUGAGUUGAAGCAUCGUUUCAAAUAUUUGACCAAAUCGGAAAUCUGUGCUUUAAGCAGAAAACGCGGAGCCUGUGAUGGCGACUCAGGCGGUCCUCUUGUUGAUGUUGAGUCCAACGGUUUCUAUGGUUUGGUCUCGUAUGGUAGAAGAGCUUGUGAGGCCGGAAAACCAUAUGCAUUCACUCGCAUUAGUUAUUAUGUCAAGUGGAUCGAUGAGACAAUGAAUAGUAUGCGGAGUCUGCCACCUAAACCAAACUUACACGCACCACCUAAAUAUUAAAUAAGGAGAUAUGUAAAACUAUGUCGUUUAAUUUUCAGUUCUGAAAGUUUGAAAGCUCCGAUACUUGUUUCGAUAAAUAUUUUCACUACAUUGCUAACUGACAGAG